Durio zibethinus is the source of this 4681-nucleotide messenger RNA. Lineage: Eukaryota; Viridiplantae; Streptophyta; Magnoliopsida; Malvales; Malvaceae. The record is from RefSeq and is a predicted model, not a curated record.
GUAAUUAAGCUGAAAUAUAAGGCUGUCUAGAUUAGAGAAGAUGAACAAGGGUCAACGGCAGCAAAAAUCGGCCCCUUUCCUUACCGUGAUCUCCCCACUCUUGAAAUUUUGAUUUACUUGUGCCUUUUUUCUUUUCUUAAUUGUAGAGUUGUGUUCAACAUGGCUGAGGUGAUUCUGUCUGCUGUGAGCUCGAUUCUGUCACAGGCAUUAGCUUCUGUUAAAAAGUCUGAUGCACUCCUCCGUCAGAUCGAGUCAUCACUGGAGGUUAUCAGAGCUGUAUUGCUCGACGCAGAGGAGAAGCAGAUCGUAGACAGGUCCGUGAAAGUUUGGUUGGAGAAUGUCCGAGAUGUUGCCUACGAUGUAGAAGACCUACUGGAUGAGAUUUUAUUCGAUGCCCAGAAAAGGGAAUUGCAAGCUGCAUCUCGGACUGCCAAACCAUGGGCAAGCAUAUUCGGUUCUGGUUCUGGGCAACGAUAUGGAAAAGGGUUUAGGUCAAAGAUGAAAAAGAUAGUUGCUGAAUUGGAUGAAUUAGCUACAGUGACUUCAAAAUUUCGUCUUGUGGCCAGUGAAAGUAAAGUUUCAGGCCCAGACCACUUUGCUACAACUUCUUUUGUAGAUGAAUCCAGUAUCUUCGGGAGAGAAAAAGAGAAGGCUGAAAUUGUUGGGUUGUUGCUAUCAGAGGAUGCAAAUUCAGGUGUUGGGGCAAUUGGCAUAAUAGGCAUGGGUGGGUGUGGCAAGACCACCCUCGCUCAGCUUGCGUACAACGACGACACAGUGCGCAUGCAUUUUGAGCUCAUAGCAUGGAUUUGUGUCUCGGAUGACUUUGACAUUCGCAAAAUCACGAUAGCAAUUAUUGAGGCAGCCACAUCCAAUGUUUUUCGUGGAUCGAACAAUUUAGAUCUGCUUCAAAGUGAGUUAAGCGAGAGGUUAGCAGGUAGGAGGUUUCUACUUGUCUUAGACGGCAUUUGGAGUGAAGGAUAUAAGGACUGGGAGAUCCUAAAGGCUCCACUGAUGUGUGGUGCAAGGGGAAGCAAGAUCCUCGUCACCACACGCAGCUACAAUGUUGCACGUGCGGUGCCCUGUUCCUUUUAUCAUCAUAUGCAACCCUUGGGGAUGGAUGACUGCUGGAGGAUAUUCUCACGCUCCGCAUUCGUACGCAGAAGCAAAGGUGAAAUUGAAACACUGCAAGACAUUGGCAAGCGUAUUGUGCAGAAAUGCGGGGGCAUACCAUUGGCUGUAAAAGCAAUUGCGGGGGUCUUGCGUUCCAUGAGGUCUCGUGAAGAAUGGUUUCAAGUCCUUAACAGCACAUCAUGGGAAGCGGUUGGUGCAGAUGUUGUUAUGCAAUCUCUACGUUUGAGCUAUACUUACCUUCCUGCAAUGUUAAAGACAUGUUUUGCUUACUGUGCAAUUUUUCCUAAAGGCUCCAAAUUCGACAAGGAAAAACUGGUCCUCUUAUGGAUGGCGCAAGGCUUUCUACAGCACCAAUCUAAUGCCACAAUGGAAGAAGUAGGUUUUGAUUACUUAAACCACUUAUUGGGGAGGUCAGUAGUUGAACAAUCUGGGGACUCACACUUAAUAAUGAAUGAUCUAAUGAAUGAUUUAGCUCGGUCUGUAUCUGGGGAAGUCUGUUCAAUAUUGGAAUUAGAUAAUGGAAUGGAAUCUGUAAUACCUGAAAGGACUCGCCAUCUACUCGUAAGAGGGAAAUCUGAUUCUCUUGAGAAACUUGGGAUCAGUGGUAAAGCUAAGAGCUUAAGAACCUUGUUUCUGACUGACUCCUCUUCAGACCAAUUAAGUCCUCACUUAUUGCUGGAUUUGGUGUCCAGGCAACAGCAGUUACGAGCCCUAUCUUUAUCUCACUUUAAAAUAGCUGAGUUGCCUAUUUCAAUAGGCAAAUUGAAACAUCUGCGCUACUUCGACCUUUCCCACAGUGCUUUAAAAAGGUUGCCUGAAUCAUUAUGCACUCUUUACUUUCUGCAAACACUUAUAUUGACGAACUGCUCUUCUCUUAUUAUGUUGCCACAAGGCAUAGUGAAUCUGGUUAGCUUGCGACAUCUCCGCAUUAAGGGUACUGGCUUGCUGCAGAUGCCAGAAGAAAUGAGUAGAUUAAAAAGCCUACAGACUUUGACUAAUUUUAUUGUUGGCCGUGGUGGGUCACAGAUUAAAGAAUUGGAUGCACUUGUAGAUCUUCGAACAUUGUCCCUCUCAGAGUUGCAAAAUGUAUCCUCUGGUUCUGAUGCAUCUGAGGCCAAUUUGAAAGACAAGAGACACCUCGAUGAACUACAAUUGGAAUGGAGCAGUGAUAGCAAUGAUCCAAAAAAUGAAAGAGAAGUACUGAAGAAUCUAGAGCCUUGUAAAGAGUUGAAAAACCUUACCAUUAGAUUUUAUGGUGGCAUAGAGUUUCCUUCUUGGUUGGGAGACUCUUCAUUCUCAAAUAUCAUGUUUCUGCAUCUCAGUGACAGCAAAAAUUGUUCAUCAUUACCACCACUAGGGCAGCUUCCCUCUCUUGAACAUCUCAUUAUUGAACGGAUUAGUGGGGUAAGCAGCAUUGGUCAAGAGUUCUAUGGUGAAGACAUAUAUAGUUGUCAACCAUUCCCAUGUCUGAAGACAUUAAAAAUUGAAGGAAUGUCACAAUGGGAGCAAUGGAUAUCACCUGAAAUUGAAGAUGCAGAGCGAAUGGAGUUUCCCUGCCUGCAGGAGCUUUAUAUACAAAAUUGUCCAAAUUUAGAGGGUAGUUUGCCCAAGAGCCUUCCUUCUUUGUUGAAACUGGAGAUCUCUAAUUGUCAGCAGCUUAAGGUUGAACUUCCGAGGGUUCCAGAUAGAUGUGAACUGAAGUUAUAUGACUGCGCUCAGGUGCAGAGAAGAAAUGAAAAAAUGGCAGUGAGAAUUGAUGAUGAAGUAGCAUCCCAGUUGUCGUCCACUGUGGCUGAUCAGAUUUCAAUCCAUUCAUAUGAUGGCUUUUCCCAAUCCUCUUCAAGUAAGAACCUACAUGAUGCUCCCUCCACAUCAUUUUCAAAGAUGUCUGAGAUUUCAAAAGUUGCCGACCAACAUGAUGAUCAGAUGUUUCAGAAAAAAGAACGACUUGAAGAUCAGAUUCAGACUGUGUCAAGUGAAGAUGCGAUCCAACACUUCUCUUCCUUUGCAAAUUUCAAAGUUUCAAGUUUGGCACAGUUAAUGGAAUUGCCACCUGAGUUGCUUAGCCUUAGAAUUGAGAGCUGUGAUGACAUAGAGUCUCUACCCUCUGGAAUAAAGGACAGGCAUUUUCAAGAAUUGUAUAUCAUUGAUUGCAAUUCAUUCAAGACUUUUCCUCAAGGACAUCUAACCAAUUCGUUGAAAACACUUUAUAUCCGUAACUGCAGAAAUUUAAAGUUUCCCCAACCAAAAGAAAUGAACCAGUUUAUACUCCUGGAAGAUUUAUGUUUAGGGAGUAGUUGUGAUUCUCUCAAGUCCUUCCCCUUGAAUUGUCUCCCAAAGCUUAAAACUCUAAGUCUCUGGGACUGCAGAAAUCUUGAAUAUCUUUCAAUUGAGAAGGAAUUGCAGAACGAUAUAAGGUCACUUGAGGCCUUGGAAAUUAGAGAUUGUCCUAAUUUGACAACAUUUCCUAAUGAGGGAUUGCAAGCCCCAAGCCUGACAUCACUUGUUUUGUCCAACUGUAGCAAUCUAAAGUCACUGCCAAGAUGGAUGCAAAGCCUCAGAUCUCUUCAGUCACUGCACAUAAACAAAUGUCCAGAAUUGGAGUCACUCCCGUCUAGGGGCCUGCCUUCCAGCCUGAAUAUACUUUGCAUCACUUUUUGUGACAAAAUCUCUCUUCAGAGAGCAUGGGAAUUAGAUAAACUCAAUUAUCUUGGUCAUUUUGAGAUUGAAGGUGGAUGCAAAGAAAUGUUGUCAUUCCCGGAGGAUGGCCUGCUGCCAACCAAUCUUAAAUCUCUACGCAUCAGCAGACUUUUGAAUCUCAAAUGCCUAGACGAAAAUGAACUUCAGCGACUCACCUCACUUCAAACUCUAGAAAUAAACUGCUGUAACGAGCUUCGUUCCUUGCCAGAAGAUCUGCCUUCCUCCCUGUCUUUUCUAAGAAUCACAGACUGUUCUAUAUUAAAGCAGAAGCUUCAAAAGAGAAAGGGAAAGGAGUGGUUCAAGAUAGCUCAUAUUGCUUCGAUCCAUAUAGAUGAGUGAUUAAUACAAGUGCUUAUCGAUUUUCAACCAGGCGCACAUCUGCAGGACCACAGCUUAACAGACUUCCUCCUGUGGGAGUGGAUCACUGUUCUGCUCUCUGUCACUAGGUCCUGAAUGUCAACGAGCCUGGCGGGUUUUAAAGAUUAUCCAAAACUAUUCAAAUAUGCACAGCUGGGAAUGGAAAGGAAGGACAUGCUUGGUGCUAGAAUUGCUGAGUGUUAAUGCUGUGUUUUUCUGGUUCCUGCGUUGUGUGAAGUUUUUAUGCUAUUGUGCAAUACUGGAUUUGUUUUUUUUCCUUUUUCUAUUUCAGUUUGCUUUUGGGAUCGUUCUGGUUGUCUUUUUGCAGCUGUGUUGUUUUGUUCUGUGACUAGCUAUUGCUGGUAUGAAGUAUAUAUAAACUGUUGUAUCUUCGCGUUACGUUUGGUAAAUCACUCUUGGCUUGGCAAAACUAUUGUACUAUAUAAAUAAACAUGCAGAAUAUCCUUCUGGAUUCUGUUUCUUUUCUUUUUUU